This is a messenger RNA of Trichoderma asperellum CBS 433.97, 1812 nucleotides long. RefSeq lists its product as uncharacterized. The record is from RefSeq and is a predicted model, not a curated record. NCBI's taxonomy places the organism in Eukaryota, Fungi, Ascomycota, Sordariomycetes, Hypocreales, Hypocreaceae.
CUGAGAACGGGGGGCGUGGAAACCGAAGUAAGAGCUCUAUUAGCAGUAACUGCUAGUACGGAGCAUAAAAGUAGGUACCUUCUACCUAGUAUAACGGUGACGCAUCCGGCAGCCGCUUCAGCCUUAAGAAUCGCAGAAUAAGGCAAAACCACAGCAAGGAAAAGGCAAAACCAUAAGCCAAAAAAGAGUUCCAACCACAGGCUCAGCUCAGUGCCCAGGCUGACGGGGAUUUUGGGGGUGAAAAUUAAACGAGAGCCACGUACUUUUUUUGUCUUUCUCUCUCUUUUCUUCACCUUGCAUCAUCCUUCACUCUUUUUUUUUUUCCAAAGAUGCGCCUCAUGCGGCCUCGUCCGUCCGCUCUUACAUGUCGUCGUUGCCGUUGAGAACAGAAGACACCGAGAGCACAUCACCAUGUCCAGCCCAGGCAGGGAGGUGCCUGCAGCAGCAGCAGCGUCACCUCCGGCAGUCAACGAUGCGACAAGCUUGGCUGCGUCGCCGUCGCCCUCGAUAGCUUCGCAUCGGCAGCAGCAGCACCCGCAGUUUCAGCCUCACAGCCCGCAUCAGCAGACGGCCGCGCCCGACGCAGCAGCAUCAUCAACAGCUGCCCUGUCGGGACAAGAUCAACAGCAGCAGCAUCACUACGACCUCGGCCACAGCCACCACAACAGCAACGACAACGUUGACGCGCCCUCGUCGUCCGACCACCUGCCCCCCUUCGAGCCCAUCUUCACCCUCCUGACAAACACCACCACAAACACCACCGUCCACCCGCGCGUCCACUACCUCUUCAGCGACGACGACGCCUCCGCCGUCCUCACCGCCCCGCAGACCGACCCUUCGCACCGCGCCCUCAUCGUCGACCUCGCCCCGCCGGCCAACCCCAGCGGCAAAUGGACCGUCUCCUGGGCGUCCAGCCUGACGCCGGACUUUGCCGUCACGGCGUCGCAGCUCUCCCUGCAGCAGCACGGCAGCGGCAGCGGCAAUAACGACGGCGACGAGGGCGAGAACAACGAAGGCGCUUCAACGUCUGUGAUGCUCCGCGUCGAGGGCGUUGAGCGCGAAGGCGUCCCUGUCGAUACAAAGCCCACCGGUGCAGCAAACCUCCGCAGCUCCUCGAGCAGCGGCGGCUCCGGCGGCAGCAUUGUCGGCCGUGAAAACGUGGACCAGCUGACGGAGGAGUUUAAGCGCCGCAUGGGCGUGUUGAAGAAGGUCGUCGAUGAAGGCGAGAGGAGACGAGAGACUUUGGAUAGGCUGAAUGAAGAGAUGGCCACGACGCACCCUGAUGGGAGGGACGAUAACACGACGACGACGACAACAACAACUGCUGCUGCGGCUGCGGCUGUGGAAGAUGAUACCAAUGCGGGAGGGAGAGAACCGCAGUAAAGUCGGGAUGGGAACGAGACCACCAAGGGAAGGGGUUUCAAUGAAUUUGUUCUCUCUUUCCUAAUUAAACCAUGGGAUUUUUGCUGUUUUUCAUUUAUUUGGAUACUACCCUCCUAGCGAUAUCAAGCUACCAUGAGAUGGACGAACCAACAAAUGUCACCCAAUUUUUUUCAUAACACUUUCGCCCUCCCUCACCACGCCAGAACACACAAGGCACACCGGAAAGCAUUGUUUGGCGCACGGUCACAUCUACAUCAUAGGCUUAGAUUUGCUCUCUUGCCUCUAUUUAAUCAGGAAUCUUCUCCCUUUUGCUUUUUCUUAUCAACGUUUGGCCCAAUUUUAUGAAGGAUAAAUUCUCCUCUCCUUAGAUCCCGUAGCGAAUUGAUUACAAGAUUCGACAAUAAUACCACUAUUGCUAUUUACUGCUCG